Heterostelium album PN500 is the source of this 270-nucleotide messenger RNA. RefSeq names its product hssA/2C/7E family protein. The record is from RefSeq and is a predicted model, not a curated record. The transcript has 2 exons. The coding region runs from base 1 to 270 and encodes 89 amino acids. Lineage: Eukaryota; Evosea; Eumycetozoa; Acytosteliales; Acytosteliaceae.
AUGACUAUUUUAGGAUCACUUUCAACCAUGGGUAAUGUUAAGCCAACCUCGAUGACAAGAAGCUCAUUCGGUGGCAGCAGUUUCGGAGGAUCAUCACAAUCCGCCAACAACGUUGCAUGUGGUGGUUGCGGUGGAAAUGGAAUCAACAUCGAUGCCAAUGUCAAUGUUAACUUGGGUGGUCUUCUCGGUGGUGUUGGUGGUCUUCUCGGUGGUGUCUUGGGAACCGUUGGUGGUCUCCUUGGUGGUGGUGGAUGUCACACCUGCCCAUAA